This is a messenger RNA of Oldenlandia corymbosa var. corymbosa, 1800 nucleotides long. NCBI's taxonomy places the organism in Eukaryota, Viridiplantae, Streptophyta, Magnoliopsida, Gentianales, Rubiaceae. The record is from the annotation of a GenBank genome assembly.
AAUUUUUUUGUUCUUAAGAUGGAUGGAAGGAGUAACUUAUGAGCAGUGUUCACAAAUUAUAAAGAGUGGAGUAUACACAGUGAUCUCGUCCUCCUCCCUCCUCCACCUGUCCAGUUUUUAUCAUCUACCUAUUUUCUUCACUGGGAUCUGAAGUUUAAAACACUUUGCCAAAUGAAGUGACAAUAUUUCUUCUUUUCAUUCGAUAAAUUACCCUUAAUUCAGCACUAAUCUUUUUUGGAGUAUUAAUUAAUGGAGGGCAUGUGUUGUGGAGUUGCUGAAACCGAAACUGCCAAACCCGUUGAGCCCAGCUCCCAAUCGGCUCGGAGGCGGAGGAUGGAAAUUCAUCAAUUGAAAUUUCCGGCCUCCGAUGCUGCCUUUGCUCCGCCGCAGGAAAGGCGGAGGAGGAAGAGGCACAAGCUUGAAAAGUGGGAUGUCCCAACCGGCCGGCCUCCGACAAGUUCAACGCUUGAUGAGAGUAAUCUUCCCGGCAAAAACGGUCCCGGAAAUGAAAGAGAUGCAGAGUCGACCAAGUCCUCUGUUUCCGCUCCGCCGUCGUCCUCUGUACCCAAAUUCGGCGUGACUUCGGUUUGUGGGAGGAGGAAAGAUAUGGAAGACGCAGUUUCAAUUCACCCGUCAUUCUGCGGAGCAACAAAUUCCGAAAGUUUAAGGGAUCUGCACUUUUAUGGAGUCUUCGACGGCCAUGGCUGCUCACAUGUCGCCGUGAAAUGCAAAGACAGGAUGCACGAGAUUGUGAAAGACGAAUUGGGAAAUAUUGGUGAGGAAAAUGAAUCCUGGGAAGAAAUGAUGAAGAAAAGCUUCUCCCGAAUGGAUGAAGAAGUAACCCAAUGUACUAAUGCCAAGGGGAUCUCCUCCUCCUCCGCCGCCUCUCAAUGCCUCUGCAAUCUGCGGAUACCCAAAUGCGACGCCGUUGGAUCCACCGCCGUCGUGGCGGUUGUGUCGCCGGAUAAAAUCAUCGUCUCGAAUUGCGGUGAUUCCCGGGCCGUGCUCUGCCGGAACGGGAAAGCUGUUCCUCUUUCCGUCGAUCACAAGCCGGAUAGGCCGGAUGAAUUAGAACGGAUCGAGAAAGCCGGUGGCCGGGUUAUAUACUGGGAUGGGGCCCGAGUUCUGGGUGUUUUAGCCAUGUCCCGGUCAAUCGGCGAUAACUAUUUGAAACCGUACGUUGUAGCGGAGCCGGAGGUCACCGUAAUUGAUCGGACACCGGAAGACGAUUGCUUAAUAUUGGCCAGUGAUGGCUUAUGGGAUGUGCUACAAAAUGGCACAGCUUGUGGUGUUGCUCGGAUGUGCUUACGUUCAUCGAAGCCGCCACCUCCGUCGCCGGCGCCGGGAAAUCAAGAUCAUGAAACCGUCACCGGUGAUGAUUACGCCAAGGAGAGCUCCGACAUGGCAUGCUUCCAGGCUUCCCAUCUUUUGACCAAACUGGCUCUUGCUAGGCAAAGUACGGAUAAUAUCAGUGUAGUGGUGGUUGAUUUGAGGAAAACAUAAUUUUCUUUUCUUUUCUUUUUCUUUCUCUUUUUGGAGUAAGGACAAUAAACUAUGUUAUGCAAUGCCUGAGUGACACGUUUCACAUGCAGUGGAGGAAAAAGCACCCCAAAAUAUUGUUAUUGGUUGAAGGAGGAGUCUUUAUUCGAUUCGAUUUGGGUCGGAGUAAUAAUCUAGCGUGUAAGAAUUUUGUAAUUGCAAACAAUAUCAAAAACUUCAAACUUCAAACCAAGAUUUUGUAAUUGUAAUAUUGUUCCAAAUGGAUGGAUGGUGUCCUGUCAAAUGUCAAGUAGAUUGAAA